GGCUUGAUGGCGCAGAUGGCGUCCACGGCUGCCGGGGUAGCCGUGGGCUCGGCCGUGGGACACGUCGUAGGCAGCGCCCUGACGGGAGCCUUCAGCGGGGGGAGCUCAGAGCCAGCCCAGCCUGCAGCUCAGCAGGUCCCUGCCCGCGCUGCCUCCCAGCCCCUGCAGAUGGGGCCCUGCGGCUAUGAAAUCAAGCAGUUCCUGGACUGCUCCACCACUCAGAGUGACCUGUCCCUGUGCGAGGGCUUUAGUGAGGCCCUGAAGCAGUGUAAAUACAACCACGGUCUGAGCUCCCUGCCCUGAAGAGCCUGGGGCACACUGGUGCAGACUGGAGGAGAUUCUGGGCCAGAUCUGCACUCAACUCCACCCCUUCACCAACAGCCAGACUACAACCCUAGAAUGUACCCAUUUAGCUAGGAUUUUGUGGGUUUCUUACCCCACAGAUGAUCCGAGACAUGAAUGUGCAAUUAAAUGAGUUUAUUUUAGACCAGA
Messenger RNA from Miniopterus natalensis, 492 nucleotides. RefSeq names its product coiled-coil-helix-coiled-coil-helix domain containing 10 (gene CHCHD10). Gene Ontology annotation, cellular component: nucleus; mitochondrion. Lineage: Eukaryota; Metazoa; Chordata; Mammalia; Chiroptera; Miniopteridae. The record is from RefSeq and is a predicted model, not a curated record. Gene Ontology annotation, biological process: mitochondrion organization.